Thyridium curvatum is the source of this 1260-nucleotide messenger RNA. RefSeq lists its product as uncharacterized. The record is from RefSeq and is a predicted model, not a curated record. NCBI's taxonomy places the organism in Eukaryota, Fungi, Ascomycota, Sordariomycetes, Thyridiales, Thyridiaceae. Gene Ontology annotation, molecular function: NAD binding; hydroxypyruvate reductase [NAD(P)H] activity; glyoxylate reductase (NADPH) activity. Bases 1 to 1260 code for a protein of 419 amino acids. The transcript has 2 exons. Gene Ontology annotation, cellular component: cytosol.
AUGGCUGAGCCGACAAACACUCCAAUGCCUGGGUCAACGCCCAUCCCAGGGUCGACGCCGCGCUCGGCGUCCCCAGCACCUCCGUUACCCUCCUUCGCCCAAGGGUCCUCGGCCAACGGUCUAGCGCAAAGGUUCGCAAGGCCAAUUGUCCUUCACAUCGGCGACCCGGUCAGGUUCAACCCAAUGACCUACGCUUCCUUCUCCGACAUGUUCCAGGUGGUCAGGCCCGAGGUCGAGGAGCGCAAGCGCCCGGAGUUCAUACGAGCUCUGCGUGAGGAGCGCUGGGGCCAGUUCUCAGCAAUCUUUAGGCCAUUCUGGGGCACGGGCGGAGAGAUGGGCAAGUGGGAUCGAGAGCUCAUCGAUCUCCUGCCCGACUCGUGCCGCGUCUUCGCGAGUGCCGGCGCGGGCUUCGACUGGGUGGACACUAAGGCGCUGGGAGAGAAGGGUAUCAUCUACUGCAACUCUGGGCUUGCGGCUGCCGAAGCUGUAGCCGACUUCGCGGUAGCCAUGGUCAUCUCCACGUUCAGGCAUCUGCCGUGGUGCAUGGGCGCUGCAAACAUGGCCAGAGACUCGACCGGCGGAACCGAUCUGCUGUUCAACACAUGCCAUACCCAAGCGACCAGCGCUUCGCACAAUCUCCGGCACCACACCCUAGGGCUGAUUGGCCUGGGCAAUAUCGGACAGCAGCUAGCGAACAAACUCGGCUGCCCUGCCUUUGGAAUGCAGAUACACUACUACGACGUAGUCCGCAAGUCCACAGAGGUCGAAACGAGACUCGGCGCCACGUUCCAUGAAACGCUUCCGAGCCUCUUACAUGUGUCCGACUGUGUCGUGGUCUGCGCACCGGCUGGCAGGCACGGAGAGCCACUGAUGACCAAGGAAAUGCUGGGACACAUGAAAGAGGGGUCGAGGUUCGUCAACAUCGCGCGAGGUUCCCUGGUGGACGAAGAGGCCCUCAUACAAGCACUCGAGAAAGGCAGGAUAUCCACCGCCGCCCUCGAUGUGUACUCGCACGAGCCCAAGAUCAGCCCGAGGCUACUGGAUCUUGCGAGCCCCUCGCCCACCACCGAGGUCCAUCCAGGCAGAGUCAUGCUGACGUGCCAUAAUGCUGGCGGGACCGUCGAGACGCAUGUUGGAUUCGAGGAGCUGAGCAUGAGGAACAUCAUGGCUGUGCUCAGGGGGGAAGAGGCCAUCACUCCUGUGAACUUGCAGUAUCUCAAGAGACCUGAGAAACGACUCGAGUUAACGGAUGAGGAUUAG